AUGUCGAUGAGGCUCAUCCCCCAACAACACUCAUACGCCUUCUUCAGUACAAUGUUGGCCAACUCGAACGCGGAUAACUCGGGCAGCGCCACUAGCGCUGGCGGAAAACUCGGGGUCAACGGAAUCAAGGUCCAUGAGGGCGACGGGUACGCGACCCAGCCGAGCGUCGAUGAACUGCGUCCUAAUGAACAUCUUUCCGACGAGGAGCGCCUGCGGAUGCUCGGAUACGACGUCACACUCGGCCGGCCUCUUGGGUUCUGGAGCAGCUGCGGCAUGAACAUCUGCCACCUAUCAUUCAUUUACGAGUCUGUAAAAUUCGUUUCGCUGUAUGCGCACGAAGGUCCACCAGUCUUCAUCAUCGGGUUUCCUCUCGUCGCGUGCCUCUACCUCUGCCUGAUCGGAGUGUUCGCAGAGCUCGUCUCCAGCUUCCCCGUGGCUGGUGGCAUGGCCACCUGGGCGUGGCAGUGCGCCCGCCACGGUCUCGGCGGUGAGCGAUACUGGGGCUGGCUGAUUGUGUCGUACCUUUUCGGCGUCACAUCCAGCCUCACCAUCAUCUACUACUCGGCGGACCCAAAAACACCAAAGACCGAAGUCGACGGUAUAGGCUACGUUCCGACCGACCCAAAGGACUGGUGGGAGCCCGUGUUUUACAUUGCGAUUAUCUGCCUUGUGGCACUGCUGUGGGUUAUUCGUGCCACGCGCAAGAGUUCAUUUUGGGUCUUCGCUGGCGCCUUCAACAUCGCAAUGAUGGUUGUUGUGUACGCUCUGAUCAUUGCCUGCGGUGCAAAACUUCGUUCAUCACCCAGCGCUAAAGCUGAUAUCCGCCGUCUGAACCGGGGUUUCCCCCGAAAGGCAAUGUUGCCCUUCUCCAUGACCCGCAUGACGUUCAUGGCGCUCCCGCUGGCUGUCAUGGCCGUCGACACUCCAGCCCACAUGGCGGAGGAGACACGCGACCCAUCCCGGACAGUCCCUCGCGUGCUCUGGUACACUUGCCUGUUCCACUACAUCAAUAUCUACUUGAUUGUCACACUCUACAUUGUCGUCGUCACUCCCUGGGCACAAGGCGACUAUAUGCUCUCCCCUCUUGUCCCGAUGGGAGCUAUAUUGGGGUCGGAGCAAGGUAUCGGAGGUGCGCUGGGAAUAAUCAGUUCGCUCCUUGCGAUUACUCAAGUCCUCGCGUCAGUAGUCGCCACCUCGCGAUUCAUUUUCGCCCUCGCCCGCGAUCGCGCCAUUCCCCUUUCUAGGCUUCUUGUCAAGACCGACAAGCGUAAGGAACCAUGGGUGGCUAUGGUGGCCCUUGUAGCCUCUCUGCUUCUCAGCACAAUGUGCUGGCUCGUAAACAAGACGCACUACAAUGGCCUACUGCAGACGUUCAAUUAUUAUUUCGUCAACUUCCUCUACAUCAUACCACUGAUUCUUUAUGUUUUAUCACGCCUUGACCUGAGCCUUAUUGGGCGCGAGACAUUCUCGCUGGGAAGGCUCAGCCGCCCAUGCGCGUGGAUCACCAUCCUCUGGCUCGCUCUGGGCACAGUUCAAGGAAGCAUGCCCGGGACUGUAUCCAACGGCAGCGCUGAGUUCUUCGAUGGCGACGCGAGCAAGGCGGUCCUGUCCUACCUCCCCAUGGUUUUCGGUGGCAUGCUGGUGGUCAUGCUCGCGACGUGGUUCCUGUACGGCCGGCGCCACUACGUCGGCCCGAUCCGAACUCUCACGCUAUGGACAACGGGCCAAGACAUAGACCUGAGGACCAUCGACGGUUCCAACCGGCACGACGAUGCUCUGCAGCAAAUUGCAGCCCGCAAGACGGGCCGGGGCUCAACGAGUGGCAGCGGCAAUAACGACCACGACGGUCCGCGUGCUGACAGCCACAACCAAUUUCAUCAGUCGAACGCUGGCACCCCGCGCGAGUCGGCGCACGCGGAUUGAGCGAUCGUCUGCCAUGGGCGGGCGGCCUUCGCAAUAAUCAAAUUGCUGCUGGGCCAACUUGCAAAUCCAACACUUCCUCGAUGCAAUGGAGAUAUGAGCAAGUCUUCCUACCUGUCGACAGCGGGGAAGAGUAGGAGCUCGAAGGAUCAACAGCUCAACGGAGGUGCUGGAUGACAUGGACUGUGACUUCGAUGACGUGUGGUUACACCUGAGUGGAGACAACCGAUGAGUGCGAAAUUCAAUAGAUGCACACGUCAGCG
Cutaneotrichosporon oleaginosum is the source of this 2183-nucleotide messenger RNA. RefSeq lists its product as uncharacterized. The record is from RefSeq and is a predicted model, not a curated record. Gene Ontology annotation, cellular component: membrane. Gene Ontology annotation, molecular function: transmembrane transporter activity. Lineage: Eukaryota; Fungi; Basidiomycota; Tremellomycetes; Trichosporonales; Trichosporonaceae. Gene Ontology annotation, biological process: transmembrane transport.